This is a messenger RNA of Ricinus communis (castor bean), 5507 nucleotides long. Its product is annotated as protein CHROMATIN REMODELING 35-like. The transcript is spliced from 5 exons. Gene Ontology annotation, molecular function: ATP-dependent chromatin remodeler activity; ATP binding. Gene Ontology annotation, biological process: gene silencing by siRNA-directed DNA methylation. The coding region runs from base 1389 to 5084 and encodes 1231 amino acids. Lineage: Eukaryota; Viridiplantae; Streptophyta; Magnoliopsida; Malpighiales; Euphorbiaceae. The record is from RefSeq and is a predicted model, not a curated record.
UUUUUUGAGUUGAGUGGAUGUUUCCUUGGAGGAAAAUAUAUGUAUACGUUGUUGUGUAUAUAUUCAUUUGCUGAUGUUCAUUCCUUUGUCCUUUUGUGUAAAAAAGUUCCAUCCUUUAUUGUACAUAAGUUUUUUAUUCGUGUUAUUCAAGCAUUAAUAGAAAAUCAAUGUUUGUUCUUUCAUUAUUUUUAUAAAUUGCUGUUUCAAAGUCACACUAAUGGGAAAUGGCAAUGGAGUUUACUAUUAAUUUAAUUUGUUAAGGUAAUAUGGUACUCUAGUUUCUUAAAUAGCGUUUCAGAAUAGAACUAUUCCUUAUGUUUGAGAGUUAUGUUCAGUAAGGAAAAAGGUCAUGGCUAAGGAUUAUUUCAGAGUGGUCAAGAUGAACUUUAUGGGUUUUCAUCUUAAAUUAUUGCUUUUUUUCUUUUUUCCCCUUUCUACAAUGAAGAGUGGAAGUACUCAUAGCAUUGGUCAAGUUGAAGUAUGUGCAGACCAUUUGGCAAGCACGGUCAUGCAUGUUUAUUGUCUUUAGCUGCACUAAUACUAACAUAUUGUGGCUUAUUAACAUCAAUUAUAAUAAGAUGUUUUACAAUGCAAAUUGGAAUGGCAGAUUUGUGCUUUUGUUGAUGUUAUUAAUCAAUUUUGAAUUUUAAGGAAAUCAAUAGACUGGGUUUUUCAAAAUUUAGUUUUUCUAAUGCUAUAAAGAGAUGUUAAGAACAAAGAUGACUUCAAAAGUUCAAUUUUUUAAGUCAGUAGUUCAAUUAAAUUUCGCUUCUAUGAGCAAAUCAACUGUGUAAAAAGCACCAGAAAUGGUUUGAGAGUGCAUAGAUGGUUUGUUCUAUUAUUUAUUUAUUUUUUUAUUCAAAUUCUCAAAAUUUGCUCUGGUAUACCAUUUUGUUGUCAUGUUGCAACACAAUCCAGAUUUUUUGUUGUUAUGAAAUUUCUUGUCAUGCUAAUCUUGUUUCUACUCUUUCAGUGACAUAUAUAUCUACAUCUAUAUAUAAAUUUGUUCUCUUUUGAGUUCUGGUGUUCAGUUAAAUUAUCUGGCAUAUUGUACUGUUCAAUUGCCUUCGUUUGUUCCCAAUCUGAUUACACUCUCGUGUCUCUUCAUAAUCUUCAUACUGGACUUAGAGGUAUAUUUCCGUCGCCACAAGAGAAAGAAAAUUCUUAUUAACAAAGAUGAGUAUAGUACUACAGCCUCUUCGGCAAAUGCUCAUAAUCAUCUUGGAAUCAAGCUACAGAAAACAUCUGAGACGUCUGCUGUAUGUAAUUUUCUGCAUGGACUGGAUAGAAAUGAGUUUGGUAGUGUGACAGAAGACAUUGAAGUUCUUCAUGCUCAGAAGUUCCAUCAACUAAGACUUUGUUCUAAAUUGAACUUGCCAAUUCCAAUUAUGCAUUACGUUGAAAAGAAGAGGCUGGCGAAUCAGAAGACAACCAGUGUGCCACAGUGUGACGUUAUCAAUUUGGAAGAUGACCCCCCCCAAAGUCAUGUUAUAGCAGCUGAUAUACCUGUGAUAAUUCUUGAUUCAGAUGAAGAAGACAAUGGAUAUCAGAAGCCUUCUCAUAUGUAUAGCAAAAAUUCCUCGAGUGAACCUGCCCACAAACUUUCAGUGACAGUCUCAGCUGUAAAGGAUUGUCAUGAGGUUAGAGCUUCGUGGGAUGAAACUAGAAGUGCUCCUGCUAAUAAUGAUUUCCUAGUAGAUAAAAGAAAAAAUACUGAUACCAAGAAUGAUGCUCAAGUUAAAGACACUGAAAAGGUCAAAGCUUCAAGGGAUUUUGUUGGGGGUUCACUUGCUGAAUGCAAUAUCCAUGCAAAUGAAAGUCCAUAUCCUGGCAUGAAAACUGAUGUCCAAGUUGGUGAUAGUGAAAAUGUCAAAAAUUCAGCGAGUGUGAUUGUAGAUUUGCUGGGUAAAUGUAAAAUCCAGGUAGAUUCAAAUUCAUAUGCUUGCAUGGACAAUGAUAUAGUCAUAAAAGAAGAUUCUCAUCAAGAUGAUAUUGAAGAUGAUGGCUUGGUCACAAUUGAUACUGAUGUUAACAAUUUCGAAAACGACCGUUCUCAAGGUCAUGUGACAGCAGCUGAUAUACAAGUGAUAAUCAUUAAUUCAGAUGAAGAAGACAGUGGAUAUCAGAGGCAUUCUUAUCUAUAUGAAAAUGGCACCUUGAGUGGACCUGCCCACAAACUCCCAGUGAAGGAUUUAACUGCAACGGAUUGUCAAGGGGUCAAAGAUCCAAAGGAUGAAGCUAGACAUUCUCCUGCUAAUUAUUGUUUUCAAGUAAAUAAAAACGAAUAUACUGAUACCGAGAAUGAUAUUCAAGUCGAGGACAAUGAAAAUGUCAAAGCUUCAAAGUGUGAUGUUGGGGGUUCACUUGCUGAAUGCAAUAUUCGGGUAGAUGAAAUUCCACAUUCUGGCAUGGAAAGUAUUGUUCAAGUUAGGAACAGUAAAAAGGUCAAAGAUCCGUGUGAUGUGAUUGGAGAUUCACAUGGUAAAUGCAGUAUCUUUGCAGAUGUAAAUUCAUAUACUAGCAUGAAAAGUACUGCAGCCAUAAAAAAAGAAAAUCAUCAAAUUGGUGUUGAAGAUGAUGCUAUUGUGGAAAAUGAAACUGAAAAUGAUAUACAAAUUAAGGACAAUAAAAGGGACAAAGCUUCAAGGAUCACUAUUGGGAAUUCGCCUACUAAAUGCAGUACCCAAGUAUUGUAUGCUACUAUGGAAAAUCAUAUGGUGAUAAAAGAAGAUAUUCAUCAAAUCAAUGCUAAAGAUAAUGGUUUGGCCAAAAUUGAUACUGAGGGUGAUAUUCAAGAUAUGGACAGCAAAGAGUUCAAAGCUUCAAGGGAUACUGUUGAGGGUUCACUUGAUAAGUGCAAUAUCCAGGUAGACAAAAGACCAUACGCUGUUAUGAAAAUUAGUAUGGCUAUAAAAGAAGAUAGUCAGCACAUCAGUGUUGAAGAUAAUGUUUUAUCCAAAAUUGAUACUGAGGAUGAUAUUCAAGAUACAGUCGGCAAAAGGGUCAAAGCUUUAAGUAUCAAGGUCGAUGACAGUAUGUAUACUGACAUGGAAAAUGCUAUGGCCAUCGAAGAAGAUAAUCGUCAAAUUGAUGUUGAAGAUGAUGGUUUGGCUGAUAUUUGGAAGGAGAUGAAAUUUGCUAGAGACUUUGCUGUGGAUCCUGCCACUUAUGGAUGCCUAGAAGAAGAUGCUGAGGCAUGUGAUCAUUCUUUUGUUUUGAAAGAUGAUCUUGGCUAUGUAUGUCGCAUUUGCGGAAUUAUUCAGAGAAGCAUUGAUACCAUAUUUGAGUUCCAAUACGCAAAGAAAAGGAAUAUGCAUACUUAUGCUUAUGAGCCUAAGUAUACUAUUGGCAAAGAGCCAAUUGGUGGAAUUCCAGUUGGAAUUAACUCUCCUGAUCUAAUGGUGACUGAAAUUGCUGCUCAUCCAAGGCAUAAAAAGGAAAUGAAACCCCACCAAGUAGAAGGCUUUAAUUUUCUUUGUAGCAACCUUGUGGGUGAUAAUCCAGGGGGUUGCAUCUUAGCCCAUGCUCCAGGUUCUGGGAAGACAUUCAUGAUCAUAACUUUUAUACAAAGCUUCCUAGCUAAGUAUCCCAAUGCCAGACCAAUGGUGGUGCUGCCUAAAGGAAUCUUGGCUACUUGGAAGAAAGAGUUUGAGAAAUGGCAGGUGGAGAACAUUCCACUGCAUGAUUUUUACACUUUAAAAGCAGAGAAUCGGUCUCAGCAGUUAGAUGUGUUAAAAAGAUGGGUAAAGGAAAGGAGCAUCCUUUUUCUGGGUUACAAGCAGUUAUCCACUAUAGUUUGUGACAGCAGCAAGGUGGCAGCUGAGUGUCAAGAUAUACUUCUAAAGGUCCCUUCUAUUCUUAUUUUGGAUGAAGGUCACACUCCGCGAAAUGAGGAGACUAAUGUACUUCAAUCCCUCUCAAAAGUUCAAACCCCUCGUAAAGUGGUACUUUCUGGCACCCUUUAUCAAAAUCAUGUUAAGGAGGUUUUCAAUAUUUUGAAUCUUGUUCAUCCACAGUUUCUGAAGUUAAAAGCUUCGAGAAUGAUUAUUAAUCGCAUAAUGGGCAGGGUACAGAUAUCAAGAGUGAGGAAGCAUUUAAAACAUGGUGGAGAUUCUGCCUUUUUUGACUCGGUAGAGUACACACUACAAAAAGACGAAGAUUUCAAAAGGAAAAAGGCUGUGAUUCAAGAUCUUCGUCAGAUGACCAGCAAAGUCCUUCAAUACUAUAAAGGGGAUUUUCUUGAUCAACUUCCAGGGCUUGUUGAUUUUACUGUUGUACUCAAUCUCAGUGCCAGACAGAAAGAUGAGGUUCAGAAGUUAAGGAAGUUGGACAAAUUCAAAAGAAUUUCAUUAGGAAGUGCUGUGUAUAUGCACCCACGGCUUAAAGAUUUUUCACAGGUAUGUUUUGCAACCAGAGAAAAGGGCUCCAAUAUUGAUGAUAGGACAAUAGAUGCUCUAUUAGGAAAUUUGGAUGUGAGGGAGGGAGUGAAAACAAAGUUCUUUCUCAAUAUACUCCGACUAUAUGAAUCUGCUGGUGAGAAGCUGAUGGUUUUCAGUCAGUAUAUUUUGCCUCUAAAACUAUUGGAGAGACUAUCAGCAAAAGUGAAGGGUUGGAGUCUUGGAAAGGAACUUUUUAUGAUUACAGGUGACUCGAACACUGAGCAAAGAGAGAUAUGCAUGGAACACUUUAAUGAUUCCCCAAGUGCUAAAGUCUUCUUUGGAUCAAUCAAAGCAUGUGGGGAAGGGAUUUCUUUGGUAGGCGCAUCCCGUAUUCUCAUAUUGGAUGUUCAUCUUAACCCAUCAGUAACCCGUCAAGCAAUUGGGCGUGCAUUCCGGCCAGGCCAAAAGAAGAAAGUAUAUACGUAUAGAUUGGUUGCUGCUGAUUCUCCUGAGCAGGAAGACUACCUCACCUGCUCAAGGAAGGAGUUGAUUUCCAAGAUGUGGUUCGAGUGGAAUGAACAUUGUGGAGACCAAGACUUUGAAGUAAAAACUACUGAUGUGAAUGAAUGCGGUGACAUGUUCUUUGAAAGUCCAGGGCUGAGAGAAGAUCUGAAUGUGCUCUACAAAAGGUUAAUGAUUCCUUAAGUUUUAUCAUAUAAAAUAUUCAAUUUUGCUUGCGUUGAUGUUUAUAAUUUAUGAUUUUCAGGUAAUUUCCAGGAAAAGAAGGCAAAGAGGCACUCUGAAAUAGACAUCAGUAACUCAGUAUUCCCUUGCUACCUUCAGAGUACAAUCAUCAUUUCUUCUGUCUUCAUAGGGACAUAAUGUGCAGAGUAGGCAAGUACUAGGAAUUGUUGAAAUGACCUUUUUCCAACUUUCCUUACUUAUUUUUGUGGAACCCGAAUCUUAAACCCAUUUGGAUGGUUAGUAGUGCUUGUAGUAUAGCUGAUCAUUUGGGUUCUUCUGCUGUAAUGUCAGCCAAGUUCAUCUUAAGUUAAUAUCUUUCUCCACUGAAUGGUGAAUGUUAUUACAAAAGUUUAAUAUUUGAUUUUGGCUGUUAUCAAUUUCUGA